Molecule: messenger RNA, 1437 nt
Organism: Miscanthus lutarioriparius
Lineage: Eukaryota; Viridiplantae; Streptophyta; Magnoliopsida; Poales; Poaceae
Source: the annotation of a GenBank genome assembly
AUGCGGCGCCAUCGUAAGCCGCCGCCGUCGCAUGGUGGCCAGCUGAAAGAAAAAAAGCCUCAUCAGACAUUUUCAAAAUGGUCUGAAGAAUAUGGGCCAAUAUACACUAUCAGAACUGGUGCUUCUUCUGCGGUGGUUGUCAAUUCUGCAGAAGUUGCCACAGAGGCUAUGGUUGCAAAAUAUUCAUCAAUAUCAACUCGGAAGCUAUCUAAGGCAAUUUCAGUGCUCAGUCGUGGCAAAAAGAUGGUUGCUAUGAGCGAUGAAGGUGAGUUCCACAAAAUGGUGAAGCCGCCAUAUUAUGAAACUCCUCUGAACUUCCGGGAUGUAUUCCAGAAUGAGCUAUUCGGCCUAUCUAUGACUCAGGCAAGUCUAAAUACAAGCAGUGUUCUUAUUAAUACUUUCUCCAUGUUAGGAGUGCUUCCUGUACUUUUUUGGUACUGUCAACAUGUCCCGGAUGAUCUGGUGAACAACUUAUAUAUAUUGAUAUUUGAGACUGUGCUGCAAAUUCAGGCUUUAAGCGAGGACGUAAGUUCGGUGUAUGUAGAAGAGUUUGGGAAGGCUUUCUCGAGGGAGGAAAUCUUCCAGACCGCUGUGACUGACAUGAUGAUGUGUGCAAUUGAGGUCGACUGGAGGGAUUUCUUCCCAUACCUCAGCUGGAUUCCAAAUAGGAGCUUUGAAGAAAGGGUACUGACCACGGAAGCUCGGAGAACUACAGUGAUGCAAGCCUUGAUCAAUCAGCAAAAGAAAAGAAUUGCACGUGGAGAGACUAGGAUAUCCUACCUGGACUUCCUGCUGGCAGAGAAUACACUGACUGAUGAACAAAUACUAAUGCUGGUGUGGGAGGCAGUCAUAGAAGGUGCUGAUACUACUUUGGUCAUCACCGAGUGGGCCAUCUAUGAGAUUGCGAAGCACCCAGAGAAACAGGAAUACCUCUAUCAAGAAAUCCAAAAAGUCUGUGGCAAUAAGACAGUUACCGAGGAUCACCUGCCAGAGUUACCUUACUUGAACGCAGUGUUCCAUGAGACCCUGAGGCGGCAUUCUCCAGUUCCAUUAGUGCCUCCAAGAUUUGUCCAUGAGAAUACCAAUUUGGCUGGCUACGAAGUUCCAGCCGGCACAGAGAUGAUCAUCAAUCUGUACGGAUGCAACAUGAACAAAAGUGACUGGGCCGAUCCUGAGGAAUGGAAGCCAGAGAGGUUUCUGGACGGGAGGUUUGAGGCUGCCGAUCUGUACAAGACCGUGGCCUUUGGUGCAGGAAGGAGGGCCUGUGCUGGCAGCAUGCAGGCGGUGAACAUCUCGUGCACAACCAUUGCUAGGUUUGUGCAGGAGUUUGCCUGGAGGCUCAAGGAAGGUGACGAGGACAAGGCUGACACCAUCCAGCUUACAACCAACAGGCUUUACCCAUUGCAUGUGUACCUCACACCAAGAGGAAGGAAAUGA